Messenger RNA from Salvia splendens (bonfire salvia), 1096 nucleotides. Its product is annotated as coiled-coil domain-containing protein 115-like. The transcript is spliced from 6 exons. Lineage: Eukaryota; Viridiplantae; Streptophyta; Magnoliopsida; Lamiales; Lamiaceae. The record is from RefSeq and is a predicted model, not a curated record. Gene Ontology annotation, biological process: vacuolar proton-transporting V-type ATPase complex assembly. The coding region runs from base 112 to 735 and encodes 207 amino acids.
CGUAGUAAUUUUUUUAUUAUUCACUCUUUAAUUUAUUCAACUCGUGCGCUAGCAGUUCAAAUCCCUGCUAUAGGUUUGCACAGAUUCAAUAAGCUUUUGAUCCCUCAAAAAAUGCAGAUUUCCGAAAAUAGGACUGAAUCGACUGAUAAGCUCAUGGAAGCUGAUCAGCACGUAUUGAAUUUCUUAGAUUCCAUGGAUACUUAUCUAAAUCUUAUGGAUUCCUUAUCAUCAACUCUUCGUCAGGGAUGGCUGGAGCUAGCCAGUGCUCGACAUUCAAUGGGUGCUGCUCGUGUCAGCAGCACCUUGUUUGACCUCAAAUCUCAUCAUGCUUCAACAACACUAGAAGUAGACAAUGUUGACGCCAAUGUAGAGCCACCGCACUUCAAAUUGUGCAAAUGGGUGGCCUCAGAUGAUUCUGAAAUGAAUAAUGGGGAAGCCAAAUGUAAGGAUGAUGAAAUGUCACCGGCCACGCCUGAAACCCCACGAGCUCCGGAUGAGGAACCUCAAGCUAGACGGGCUGAAAGUGGUGAAUCCCCAGUUUCUCCUGAUGAUCACGUCCAACAGGCAAGAUCUAGAUCACUUUCCAUGUUUGGGACACUGGUCUCUCCCAAGCUUCGUGCAACCCAGACGUCGUUUGAGAAAGCUAUGGAGAUGCUGGUGGAGAUAUCAAACGUACGAGCUUCUUUGCUGCAUGCUCACAAUCAAGUGCAGAAAGACGUGAAGGCUGCCAAAUAGUUGUGGCUAGCUUCUAGGAGUAUUUGUUUACUACUAUAGUCCCCCCAUCUAGUAUAGUCCAAGAUUAUUGAUCUUUCAUACAUACAGGAAGAUUUAGACAUUCACACAAUCCUACUUUAUGCCUUUCGCUCCACCCAACAUUACCUCAGAUCUGCAAUUUAGCAAGAAUUAGAUCCCUUCAACGAGCAGCAAAUGAGGGAUAGCAUAUAAAGAACAUGCUCAUUUGUUUCGAGGUGGUUCAAAAGUUACUAUGCUGUGAGGUAACAUAACUUUAUUUUUGAAACUCUUUUGUUCAGAUAGUGAUAUCUGUUGAACAAGAUGAUUACUAUAAUCUCUCAUCUAUGCAUGUCGUUUCCACUAA